AUGCAUCAUUCAGAAUCUGACGCGAAACGGGCAAAUUUUUCGGCUCUCAGUCCUAUUAAUGGAGCCAUCGUUAAGACGACGGCUGCCGGAAAGCCAGGAGACGUCAAAAAAAUCGUCAUUAAAAAUAUGAAAUCAUAUCCAUCUAUACCGGAAAACUUUGAACAGACUACCUGGAACCAGUUACGCUCGGCCGUAGUUGCCAUUCAGACUGCUACACCAAUUGAGCAUUCGCUCGAGUGUCUCUGUCAAGCCGUUUCGCACAUGUGCGAAGACAAGAUGGACUCGCAGCUGUACGUUAAUCUAACAGCGUUAGUCGAACAACACGUCAAGGCCAACAUAGUCCCGUUUUUGUCGGAAUCGGGCGACAAGCUAGUUUAUCUCAAGAAAAUGAACGACUACUGGCAGGCACACUGUCAGCAGAUGAUCAUGAUCCGCAGCAUAUUCCUAUAUCUUGAUCGCAUCUACGUAUUGGCUAAUCCUACUGUUCACUCUAUAUGGGAGAUGGGACUAGAGCUCUUUCGGGACCAUAUUGCUCUCAACAGCUUAGUGCAAGCGCGUACCGUCGAAGGGAUUCUCAUCCUUAUUGAAAAAGAACGACACGGCGACACCGUUGAUCGGUCGUUACUCAAGAGCCUACUGCGUAUGCUCUCGGAUUUACAAAUCUAUCGUGAUGCUUUCGAGCAAAAAUUUUUAACAGCGACUAAACACCUCUACCAAGCGGAAAGUCAGACCAAAAUGGAACAGUUGGACGUAUCAGACUAUCUGCAGCAUGUGGACAAACGGCUCACGGAGGAAGACGAACGGUUGGAGCACUAUCUCGAUAGCUGCACGCGUCACCAGUUAGUUGUGACCGUCGAGCGGCAGCUGAUCAACGAACACGUGACCGGAAUACUGCAGAAGGGAUUGGACGCAUUGCUAGAAGAAAAUCGUCUGAGCGAUCUGACGAGGCUGUACCGGUUAUUUAGUCGCGUGAAGAAUGGCACCACCGAGCUAUGCGCACACUUCAACGCGUAUAUUAAAAAAAAGGGUCGCACCAUUGUAAUUGAUCCCGAAAAGGACAAGUCCAUGGUGCAAGACCUGCUCGAUUACAAGGAUAAAAUGGAUCACAUUGUCAAUGUGUGUUUCGAGCGGAAUGAAAGGUUUGCCAAUUCGCUGCGUGAAGCUUUCGAGUACUUUAUCAAUCAGCGAUCCAACAAACCUGCCGAGCUUAUUGCGAAGUACGUCGACAUGAAGCUCCGUGCUGGCAACAAGGAAGCAACGGAAGAAGAGUUGGAGCAAAUUCUCGACAAAAUUAUGGUGCAGUUUCGGUUCAUUCACGGCAAGGACGUGUUCGAAGCGUUCUAUAAGAAAGAUCUGGCCAAACGACUGCUGGUAGGUAAGUCGGCAUCGGUGGACGCUGAAAAAAGUAUGUUGUCAAAACUUAAGCAAGAAUGUGGUGGCGGUUUUACAUCGAAGCUGGAAGGCAUGUUCAAGGAUAUGGAACUUAGUCGAGAUAUCAAUUUAACAUUCAAACAGAGCAUGCAAAAUUCUGAGCACAAAGAACUACAAAAUAUUGAUCUUACCGUCAACAUACUAACCAUGGGCUUUUGGCCAACAUACCCAGUGAUGGAGGUGACACUUCCUCAAGAGUUAUUGCAGUAUCAGUCAAUAUUCAAUAAAUUCUACCUAGCGAAACACAGCGGACGUAAGUUGCAAUGGCAACCAACACUGGGACAUUGUGUGCUUAAAGCCCAAUUUGAUGCGGGUCCAAAAGAUUUGCAAGUUUCACUGUUUCAAGCUCUGGUUCUAUUGUUGUUCAAUUACAACGUCACCAUCCAGUUUGAAGAAAUACUUUCAGCCAUCAAUAUAGAGACGGGAGAAUUGAAGCGUACCUUACAAUCACUGGCAUGUGGGAAGGCGCGCGUACUUACAAAAAUUCCUAAAGGCCGUGAAGUGGAAAACUCGGACAAAUUUCAAUUCAACAAUGAGUUCACCAACAAGCUGUUUAGGAUCAAAAUAAAUCAAAUUCAAAUGAAGGAAACUACUGAAGAACAAAAGGCAACCGAAGAACGCGUGUACCAAGAUCGACAGUAUCAAAUUGACGCAGCUAUAGUUCGAAUAAUGAAAAUGAGAAAAACACUCUGCCAUAACCUUUUAAUAACGGAAUUGUACAAACAGCUCACCUUCCCAGUCAAGCCUGCCGACUUGAAGAAACGAAUCGAAUCAUUGAUAGACCGAGACUACAUGGAGCGGGAUAAGGAUAAUCAAAAUCAAUACAACUAUGUUGCCUAAUUGCCUUGCUGAACUUCGAAUGUCCAAUUCUCUAUUGGCCAAGCAGCCAACACAACAUCGAGCUAUCAAUAAAAUCACUUGAAUUUCAUUCAUUUCUAUCUACUCGAUGCCCAUGCUGCAAUGCGCCCUCAGCAGCGGUGUAAAAAGUUUGUAAUAAAUCUGC
Molecule: messenger RNA, 2434 nt
Organism: Anopheles nili
Lineage: Eukaryota; Metazoa; Arthropoda; Insecta; Diptera; Culicidae
Gene: Cul4
Product: cullin-4A
Exons: 7
Coding region: 1-2271 (756 amino acids)
Biological process (GO): DNA damage response; protein ubiquitination; ubiquitin-dependent protein catabolic process
Cellular component (GO): Cul4-RING E3 ubiquitin ligase complex
Molecular function (GO): ubiquitin protein ligase binding
Source: RefSeq, a predicted model, not a curated record